AUGCUUUAUUUAGAUUGUUCUACUCAAAUGCCCACAAGUUCUUCCUCUAAGAUCACCAUUAGUGGACGCUUUCUUGAUGCUGACAAAGAACGUUUAAUACUUUCACUUCCACUAGAAGGAUAUGCGAAGAAACCUUUGGUAUCAUUGAACGAAGCAGUUGCGCGAGUAGCUAACAUGGUUCAUGAAGUUGAGAAACGUGUCUGGAUAGCAAUGGAGAGAAGCCGAAGUCCACCAGACGGUCUCGAGCAGAACGAAUCAGCUGCCGUACGACUUUAUACGGCUGAAUGGGAUGCUGGUUAUGACAGUCUCUAUAAAUUAUUAAAUGAAACACUUCGUCUUGAAGAUCGAAAAAAACUAAUACCUUGGUUUUCUUACUUGAAACUCCUUCUUACUGCUCUAUUUAAAUUACCAUCGUUUCGUGGAACUGUCUGGCGUGGUGUACAAGUCAACCUUUACUCUUCAUACAAUGUUGGCAGUCAUAUUACAUGGUGGGCAUUUAGUUCGUGUAGUGGAUCAAGGAAGAUUGCAGAAGAGCAAUUUCUAAGUUCAUCACGUGUUAGUACUCUAUUUGAAAUCGAAUGCUUGAAUGGAAAAAGUAUCAAGCAACAUUCUUUUUAUGGACAGGAGGAAGAAAUAUUGCUUCUUCCAAGCAGUUACUUUGAAGUGGUUAGGAAAAGGAUGGUUGUCGAUGACUUAUGUGUUAUUUAUUUACGUGAACUACUACCACCUUUCAGCUUACUUGAACCUCCAUUUCCUAUGGAUGAGAACCCAUCGAUGUCAAAUGCUGCCGCUGACAAUAAAACUGCACCAAUAUUGAUUGGUAAGAGUCAUAUGAAUGAAUAUUUGAUUUAG
This is a messenger RNA of Rotaria sordida, 852 nucleotides long. Lineage: Eukaryota; Metazoa; Rotifera; Eurotatoria; Philodinida; Philodinidae. The record is from the annotation of a GenBank genome assembly.